UGUAGGCUAUCUGACAUCUCGUUUUGUUGUUAGUGGACUGGGACUCGGAAAUGAAUCGAGUUUAGGGUUUAUGUUGAGUUUGUUAACGCCAAUAGCCUGCCAAGAGUAAUAUUUUGGCAGGUCUGGUCAUGGAUUUAGAUCUCGAUCCUCUCGCUUGUAGGCUACAUGUUCGCUCGGAGAAGAAGCCAUUGCACGGCUUGCUCUCUUCUAGCGCUAGAGCUAUGGGAGCUGAGCCUCCAUUAGCGACGGUCUGGCUGGCAUAGCCGCUGGUCCACGUCCAGACCCCAGAAAACCCUUGUCCAGUCUUUGCUCCCAAUGCUUUGUGAUAAUCUAGUUUGAUGGAUUUUAAUGUGCUCCGUGGAUUUUAAAGGCACCUUUGCAGAGGGGACACACGAGUUAUUUUCCAAGUGACUUAUUGUAUUCUUUCCCCCUCCGCUCCCACUUGCCAUCGCUGUUGAAUGUGUGUGUGUGUGUGCCUGUGCUGUCAGUGCUCUGAAGUCAGGUAUGUCAUUGUGGGCUUCACCAUAAAAUGGAGGAAGGCAGAUACUCUCACAGGAACGAGCCAGGAGGCAGACUAGAUCUCGUUGGCUACGCAGGAACAAAGGUGGACUCUUCUGUAGCGUGGUUUGCACCGGCUAUUCGGAAGAUCUGCAUGACUAGAGAUAUGCCUUUUAUUUAGCCUACAGCUGCUAAUAGGUUCAUAUUUUGGAUUUCUUCUUCAUGUAGGGAUUAACAUUGGUGUUGUAUUUUGAAACAGUUUAGGUAUCCUUUCCAUCUCCUAGAAAGCCAUAUUUUCUUAACUCUCUUCUUGUGGAACAUGGGGGGCAUUAGGGCUCGGUGGACUGUCAGACGGAAAGACUUGAAGAACUCUCAGACAGACUGGUGAUAAGCGGAACAUGGAGAAGGAGUCUGUGAUUCCUCUGCAAUGGAGGUGCUCCAGUGUGAUGGCUGUGAUUUCCGUGCUGAGUCAUAUGAUGACCUCAAGGCACACAUCCAGGAUGUCCACACAGCCUUCCUGCAGCCCACUGAAGUUGUGGACGGAACACCGGAUCCGUCGAGGUCUGUGUCUCCAAACUCCCUCAGCCACCCAGAGGAUGAGGAGGAGGAGGAAGACCUUUCGACUGGCACCGAUGAUGCAGGACUCCACUCCAUGGACACAGACUUGGGCCAGUUUUCCAACCACAAGCAAAGGUUAUGCAGCCAGGAAGCGAACCCCCCAAAUAAAUCCUCCAACCCAUUUUUCCAGUGCAAGUUCUGUGUCCGUUACUUCAGAUCCGAAUCCCUCCUAAUUGAACACACCAGGAAGAUUCACGGAGCGGUUGGAACUGCUUCAGAGAACAGAGAAAACUCCCUACAGACUGUCAAGCAGACAAACUACAACGUACACGUGCAUGAAGUCUUUGGGAAAGUCUUUUCUUGCCAGUAUUGUACAUUCAAGUUUACUCGUAGGACCAGACUGAUGAAACACCAAAAGAAGUAUCAUAAAGACAUUUUGUUGAAUUCUCCAGGGUCCCCUACUGAAGGGGAAGCUGACACUGAAACGGUUAAUAUGGAAUCAGAAAGUGAGGACCUCUCUCCGGAGAAACCCUUUGAUGAGGACGCACCACAGGAUCAUGUAGUGCGGAGAAUCUUAGACUCGAUGUAUAAAUGUAUUUCUAAGUCCAGUGGAAACUUAACAUGCGAGUGGUGUGAGUAUCAGACCCAUAGGCAAGAGAUGUGGUAUGAUCACAUGAAAAAAAAGCAUGGUAAUAUGCUGAAAAUUAUGUCAUCACUUCAGGAGGAUUGUGGAUCCUCCAAAUCAGGAUCUUCAUCACAUAGAAGCACUCCAACAUCCAACCUGAUGCCAAAUGAUUUAAAUGGCAAUAAAGAUUCCGUAUUAAAGGAAGCUUCUGGAAACGCAGUUGUGAAAACCACACCAGGGAUAUCACCUUUUCAGUAUUCACAGAUUUCAGCAAAAGUUCCCAACAGUACAGGCUCUUCCAUUUUGUCAGAAAGGUCAACCUUCGUCAUGUCAGAUAUAUCAAAUUCUGCCAUAGACUUAGAUACCAGUCUGCUCAACGAUUCCAGAAGCAGCUCCGAAGACGAACUUGGUGACAUGGAUGAUCCCAAUUACAGAGACCCCUUGUCAGCUGAGGAUUCCACUAAGCUGCUUCUGUCAGAGGAGGAUAAUAAAAUGCUUGAAACAAAAGGGAUCCCAUUCAGACGGCACAUGAACAGGUUUCAGUGUCCUUUCUGUUCCUUCCUCACGAUGCAUCGACGGAGUAUUUCUCGUCACAUAGAGAACAUACACCUGUCUGGCAAAGCAACGGUGUACAAGUGUGAUGACUGUGCGUUCAUAUGCACCAGUCCGCUCAAGCUGGAAAGUCACAAGCAAAAUCAUAUUGGCUCGUCUUCUGACUGGGACACUAUGGACUUAACAUUUGAGAGCCCAGAGGAUGAAAAUGAGACUACAGAUCCCUUGAAUGGGGAAAGUGCAGGCUCAAAGAUCAACGGCAAGAAGUCAAGUCCUGGGAAAGAGGUCGAUGAGCAAAAUCCUCAUCAGUGUACCCUCUGUAACUUUUCUACAAUGACGCUGAAAGGGCUGAGAGUUCACCAGCAGCAUAAGCAUUCGUACUGUGAUAAUAUAUUAGCGGAAAGCGCAGAGGGGUCAGUGAAUGAGCAGCAAGACACAGAAACUGAGACAAAUAGCUCAGCAAAUUUUGUACAAAAAACGCAAACAUCAAUCUGGGGAAAUGCCUCCAAAAAGCACCUUGUUGGUAAAACGGCAAGAAAGUCUAUUAAUGACCAACCGUUGGACCUGUCCCCAGUUAAGAAACGAACAAGAAUUGAUGAAAUUGCCAACAAUCUCCAAAGCAAGAUUAAUCAGAACCAACAGCAUGAGGAUAUGGUAAUCAACUUGGAGGACCUUGGCGAUGAUGAAGAUGAGGAGAAACAAAGUGAUUUUCACAUUGAUAGGGAGAAAGAUGUUCAUAAUCACAGCUACGCAUAUAAUACAAACGAUUUGUAUCUCAGAGAAUCAGGAGAGGUGAAAGAAAAAGGCAGAUCAGGGAAAAGAAAACGAAACCUUCAGGCAAAAGGUUCUGCAAGAAACAUUCCUGUUCAGGUUACUGUGUCUGAUGACGAGGACAAUGAAAAUAAUUUCAGUGCCUCUGGUGACAAAAAAUGUCAAAUUCAAAACAGCCAAGACAGCCAAAACACCUUCCAAGAGCCUGUUGAGUACACAGAGGAGCCUGGGAACCUUUUCUACUGUAAACACUGUGAUUACCAAAAUAAGUCAGCGCGUAGUGUAAGCACACACUACCAGAGGAUGCAUCCCUUCAUUAAAUUUAGUUUUAGAUACAUUCUUGACCCAGAGGAUCAGAGUGCUGUCUUCCGUUGCCUGGAGUGUUUCAUCGAAUAUACCAACUUCAAUGACCUGAACCAGCACUAUAUGGAACAUCAUCCAGGGGCGAGUAAUGUUCUCAACUUGAACCAACCGAAUCUCAUCUAUAUGUGUCGGUUUUGUUCUUACACCAGUCCUAACGUGCGUAGCUUGAUGCCCCAUUACCAAAGAAUGCAUCCCACGGUGAAGAUUAACAAUGCCAUGAUAUUCUCCAGCUACAUGGUUGAGCAGCCUCAGAAAAGUGCCGAGUCUCAAACACUAAGGGAGAUUUUAAAUUCAGGACCCAAGAGCUUCACAUCCUCCACACCAGUAUCACGGUCCUCAUCUAGCCCAUCCCUCAAAACCAUCUCUAAAGUGCCAGAAUCUAGUUCAGAUGCUGAGACCCUCAAAGAAACCGUGGGAGGAAGUGUUGUGGUCUACGACUGUGAUAUGUGUUCCUUUGCCAGUCCCAACAUGCACUCGGUGUUGGUGCACUACCAGAAAAAGCAUCCAGAGCAAAAGGCCUCCUAUUUUCGUAUCCAGAAAACCAUGAGAGUAAUCUCCGUUGAUAGAAAUCAUCAGGCUCCAAGCAACUCUUUCAACCUCUCCAAUACCCCAAAGUCAGCAAACACAAUACCAUUGGGCUUAAAUGAGGAGGUUUACUAUUGCAAACACUGUGUAUAUAGCAACCGUUCUGUGGUUGGUGUACUUGUCCAUUAUCAAAAGAGGCAUCCAGAAAUCAAAGUAACAGCAAAGUACAUCAAACAUGCACCUCCAACUCCUGGUCUGAUGAAGCUAAUGGAUGAGUUACAGAUUCCUCCCCCAAAGCAGUUCUUUAAACCGUUUAGCAACAAUGGGAUGGAUGCUUCAUGUAACUCAUCAACCAAAGGAGGUACGGAUAAAAGCGAAGCAGAGAUUGUGACAGAGUUGUUUUUUUGCCAACACUGUGACUACGGGAAUCGCACAGUCAAGGGGGUGCUUAUUCACUACCAAAAGAAGCACAAGGAGGUGAAAGCCAACGCAGACCUGGUGCGCAGACACACAGCUGUGGUACGCAGCCAGAGGGAGCGCGCCCAGAUGAGCCAAACCGGUGGCCCAGCAGUAGCCACCACAGUGUCUACGUCUGACAAUGACAUGUCACAGAAGUUAAGAUCGUUGAAGUGCAGGCAUUGCACUUAUACAUCUCCAUAUGUGUAUGCUCUGCGGAAACAUUUAAAAAAAGAUCAUCCUACUGUCAAAGCAACAGCCAUAACCAUCCUCAAUUGGGGUUAUCAGGAUAGCAUCCUUGAGGCUGGAUAUCACUGUGAAUGGUGCAUCUAUUCCCAUGUUGAACCCAGUGGGCUGCUCAUGCAUUACCAAAGACGUCACCCUGAGCAUAAUGUGGACUAUACCUAUAUGGCGAGCAAACUUUGGGCUGGUCCUGACGCCUCCCAACAAGGAGCAAACUCAGAAACAAAGCACUAUCAGUGCAGGGAUUGUGCCUAUGAGGCCUGCUCCAUCUGGGACAUAACCAACCACUAUCAGACUGUACAUCCCUGGGCAAUCAAAGUAGAUGAGUCUGUGCUACUUGACAUUAUCAAAGGUAAUCGAACACCAGAGAAGAUGCACUCAACUCAGUCAAAGGGACACAUUCCUGGCAUGUCGAGUCAAUUUGAUAAUUACCAGGCAGAUCAUGAAGAGGGCACGAUGGAUGUUUCCAGACCAUCUCAAGAGAGACAAUCCCAGCUAUCCUUCACAACAACGUCCAUUUCAAGCAGCCCAUAUCAAUGCACUGUAUGUCUGUCUGAGUACAACAGCCUUCAUGGACUUUUGACGCACUAUGGUAAAAAACACCCGGGCAUGAAAGUGAAAGCUGCUGAUUUCGCUCAUGAAUCUGACAUCAAUCCCAGCUCAGUUUACAAGUGCCGACACUGUCCGUAUGUGAACUCUCGAAUCCACGGUGUUCUAACCCACUACCAGAAAAGACAUCCUCUGGUUAAGGUCACUGCUGAAGAUUUUGCUGAUGACAUAGAGCAAGUAAAGGAUCUGGGAAUUGAGGGUGAUGAAAAGUGCAAGACACAAAGGCAAGGUUAUGGUGCCUACAGGUGCAAAAUGUGUCCUUAUACCCACGGCACAUUAGAAAAACUGAAAAUACAUUAUGAAAAGUAUCACAACCAACCAGCCUCAGACAUGUUCAACCUUCCUGUCACUCAGUUUUCUACCGGCAAAGAAGAACAAGUAGCAGAAUGCAGUGCUACAAAUGUCACUGACGUCCAAGAUGUUGACUUUGAUCCCGGCCUCUCUCAGUUUGAGAAGGGAGAGAAGCAUGCUGUUUUCAGGUGCCAGCUUUGUAAAUACUUCUGCUCCACCAGAAAGGGUAUAGCUCGGCACUACCGUAUAAAGCACAACAAUGUCAGGGCCCAGCCUGAAGGGAAGAACAAUGUUUUCAAGUGUGCCCUCUGCCCAUACACCAAUCCCAUCCGCAAAGGUUUAGCUGCCCAUUAUCAGAAACGUCAUGAUAUCGAUGCAUAUUACACACACUGUCUGGCAGCCUCUAAAGCCUUGAUUGAGAAGCCCACUAAGGUGAUGCUGCCCUUGACUCCUGAACCUGAAGGGGCCGGGAUGAGUGAAGAACUGAGACUUGCCGUGGAGCGAAGAAAGUGUUCCCUUUGUGCAUUUCAGGCAUUCAGUAGGAAAAGUAUUGUCUCGCACUACAUCAAGCGCCACCCAGGCGUCUUUCCCAAGAGACAACACGCAAGCAAACUAGGACGGUAUUUCACCAUUAUCUACCCAAGAGAGACGGACAAGUCCCCUGUUGUCGAGGAAAAUGAAUCAGUUGAGGUCAAGCCAGAGGCAGAGCAGGGGAUGGACCUUGAGUGGUUGCCUUUCAAGUGCUUAAAAUGCCACAAGCUAUGUUUCAGCUCAGCCGAUCUGCUCUGCAUGCACUACAACGACUACCACAGCAGGGACCUCAGACGUGAUUUCAUCACAUUUGCAAGCCCUGAGCACGAGGACUCCGAAUUCUAUCAGUGUGCCCACUGUGAGCUCAAGUUCUUGGCCCUUACUGACCUCACAAACCAUCUGAUGGAUCACAAUGAGGAAACCCAGAAGCGAGCAAUGAGACAAGAGAGGAGGAAGCAGCUCCAGAGCAAACAGAGGGUCAAUGAGCAAACCGAAACCAAACAGGAGAAGCUGGAUGCCACUGCUGAUAAGACCCCAAUAGGCUACCGGUGUAAUUUCUGUGUGGAGGUCCACCCCACCCUCAGAGCCAUCUGCAACCACCUGAGGAAACAUGUGCAGUACGGCGAGGCCAAAGAGGGCCAGCUGAAGCUGGAUGUCACAGAGGUGUCCUUUCCUGGUGCAGCAGAGGGCAUAUCCAAUGGCAACGCAGAGGACCCGUUGCCCAUAGAAGAUGCCGUGUCCACGGAGAUGGACUUAUCUGUGGCUGAUAUGAUGUCCACUGGAGAUGUUCCCAUGGAGACGGGGGAGACGCCUGAGAUUGGGGGUGCACCUCUGGCGGCAGAGGAAAAGGAGAGGCGGGUAGGGGGCCACCCCUGCGCCCAGUGCGACCGUGUAUUCAUGUCCAUGCAGGGUCUCCGGUCUCAUGAGAGGAGUCACUCAGCCAUGGCUCUCUUCUCUCGGGAGGACAAGUACAACUGCCAGUACUGCCAGUUUGUUUCUCCCUUUAGGCACAAUUUGGAUCGUCAUAUCCAGUCUCAUCACGGCCAUCACAAGCCAUUCCGCUGUAAACUCUGUCCCUUUAAGUCUGCUUAUCUAAGCCGACUGAAGAGUCAUCUACUUAAGUCACAUGCAGGUGAGAACCCCUACAAGUGCUUGUCAUGCUCCUUCUCCACCAUAACCAUCAGCCUACUGAAAGAGCACUCUCUGAGGGUCCAUGGAGAGAUGCUUACUCUCCCCAAACUCCGGGCGGGGGCAGCAUUGCGCACCUCGCGGGCCAUCUUGAGCUGUGAUCCCAUGGCCUUGACACCAGAAGGGGAAGAACCAGGCUACCUGGAGCCUGCUGACGUUCAGCAGCAACUCAGCCACUAUCAGCUCGCCUCACGGAACCAGACGUCCUGCAGCCCCCCUGCAUCCUCCUGUGUAGUGGCAGAGUCCCGUCCAGAUAACAUUCUCACCUGUGAGUUCUGUGAGUUCAGCUCAGGCUACAUGCAGAGUCUGCGCAGGCACUACCGCGAUCGCCACGGGGGAAAGAAGCUCUUCAAGUGCAAGGACUGUUCCUUCUUCACCUGCUACAAGUCAACCUUCACCAUCCAUGUGGAGGCUGGACACACCAGUGCCCCAGAAGAGGGGCCCAAAGACUUGCGCUGCCCUUUCUGCCUCUAUCACACCAAAUACAAAAGCAAUAUGAUUGACCAUGUCGUCCUUCACAGAGAAGAACGCGUUGUACCGCUGGAGGUCUCCCGCUCCAAGCUCUCCCGCCACCUGCAGGGCGUUGUGUUCCGCUGCCACAAAUGCACCUUCACCUGCUCCAGCGACGAAAGCCUCCAGCUGCACAUCCACAAGCAUGAUAAGAUAAAGCCCUACCAGUGCCAGCUCUGCUACUACGACAGCAAGUACAAGCAGGCUCUGGAGAACCACCUGCGGGACGAGCACAAGGUGAUCCGGAACUUUGAGCUUAUGGGACGGGUCAGUCUGGACCAGCUGGAGGCUAUGAAGGACAAGAUGAGCAACCGCAGCAGUGGUGAGGAAGAGGAGGUGGGUGAAGGCCCGGAAGAGGAAGGAGCAAAGGAGGACGUGGUGGUGGACAACAAGAGGGAUGCACAAGAAGACGAGGAGUCUGACAGGCCUGGGCCUACAGGUGGUGAUUCUUCAGAGAUUCCCUGCUCCCCCAGUUAUGGGAGCAUUCCCACUGGCAAGGAAAAGCGCUUUCCCUGUGAGUUCUGUGGCCGUUCCUUCACCAACAGUGCAGAGUGGGAACGUCAUGUACUUCGUCAUGGAAUGUCCGUUAACGACAGUUCAGAUGCCAGCCUCAUCCCAGCAAUAGGAACCACAGCUGAGCCUCUUAUUGGCUCUGCUUUCUUGAUGGAUAAAGGUGCCAGCCAACCCAGUAGUCCAAUCGAUGUGGAGACUGAAUAUCCAUCAGAUCUAUCAAACAGUACCAAUUUGAAUGAGGAAAACAAAGAAAUGCUUGACCAAAAAUGAUCUGUAGGACGACACCAUGUUGCUGUGAGGAAUUUUGGAGUGAACAGAAUGGGCUGCUUCGUAUAUGCUUAAAAUGAGAGAAAAAAAGCUCAAUUAACCGUUAUGUUAACCAUUGCUAAAUUUUAAAUGUGUUGCACAUUAGGUUGUAAUCCAUCCAUUGUUGAAAGUUAAACCCAUGAUAUUGAAUAACUUGGUCCCAUUGGACAUAUCCUAAUAUAUUGGUAACCAAUAGCGAAUAGAACUGUGAAGUCAUCAUUUAGGUCAAAUCUCAGCUUCCUGACUUCCAUCUUGGGAUGACUGAGCAAACGCAAUAGACGAAGAACAGAAUGAGUAUCGUGGAGCAGCGUACGCUCCAAACACUCGAUCAUGGUAUUUAGCCGGCCUUCGCUGGUUUCACUUUGGUGAGGGGGCUUCUGGCCAAGGCUGCUCCAUUUUGUUGUCCUCCCAAAGUGUUCCCCGAUCUCUUCAUUCCCCAGUGGUUUAGCCUUCAAGGCUGUGUGUUACUCUCCAAGUAGAAAGGUUUCUGCGAUUUGACCUGAAUGAUUCUUUUUUUUGUUGUUGUUUGUAUGUAUGUUUGUUUUUAUUUGACCCAUUUUUUUAAUCCAGAUAAAUUCCUUUAGGAAUAUUGGUGUGUUAUUUAUCUUAAUGUCAAUGAAGUUUGAUUUUUUUAUAGAUCUUAAGAUAUUGACACUGGCCCUAAAAUUGUGUAGCAAAUUGCUACUGAUAUUUGUGAUAUGUUUCACCUGCCUCCAUAGGCACUCCCUGUCCUUCCUUACACUUACCGCUUUUAACAACAUCCAACGUCUGACCAACUCCAAGAUGGCAGUGAAGACAUUCAUGCUUUCCCUUAGUGUGUCGGAAAGACAUGCUGGCACAUAUUCCCUCUUCAUAUCCAUAGUAUGUGCUGUUCACAUAUAGUAUAUACAUAGUAUAUGUAUAUUGUGUAUACAACGUGUAUACAGAAUAUACAUAUUCCUUUUUAUUUGGUGCAUUUGUCAGCAGUUUUUGAUUAAUUGGGCUCAACUGCAAACUGACUUAUUGUUUUACGGAUGACUCCUUAUAGAAAUAGGCAAGUAGUUCUAAACGAUGUAGCUAUGUAUCUCAGGUAGUACCCUCACUGCACACCCAUUCUCAGCAUGUCUCUUCUGAUCUAGCAAGUAGCAGUAUGUUGGCCCCUAUAGUCAAGACAAAGAGCAGCAAAUGCACUGGGUGGCGAGUGCUGGACGUGUCAAUGAAAUGCAGUCCUGUUGGCAGACAGCCCGACUUCAUGUGGGAAAUCUCUAAGGUGUCUUCACAGAAGCUGUUCAUUUUUUAAUUUUAAGAUACCUACAAACAACUUUGAAAUGAUAUGAGAGGUCAUAUAUUUAACAACAUGAUUUUUAAAAGACUUUGUAUGCUAUGGAAAGCAAAAUCACAUGUGCCAUCCUGCUGUGAUGACACGGAAGCCUGGCGUGCCAUCAGUUUAUUGUUAUGGGGAAAAAUAAAAUAAAAUAAAAGCAGAGAUUGUAUGUAUUGGAAGUUGCUGCUCUAAUACCCCAAAGCCUUAUUAGAUGCUCAAAUCAAAUGUUUUAGCUUGGUUAGUUUGCUUUUUGCUUCAACAUCCGUUGUAGUAAUCAGCCAACUAACAACAAAAAGUUCUCACAAUAUAAAAAAAGAACAUUCAGCAAUUGAACUUUAUAAUUUUAUGUCCAGAACAGAAAAAAUGAUUUUUUUUUUUUAAAGAAGAAAGCAAGAGAAAACUGUCUUGUUGGUACCAAAAGUGCCAGCCUUAUUAAAUUGCUGGCGGUCUUUGAGAUUGUCUUUCCUGAGCAAUGAACCAUUGUUGCAAGGAGGGAGACCCCAAGUGCCGUGUGGUGCAUUCUGGGAUCUCUGCAUGCCGAAUGCAACUAUGUAUAGAACUACUUGUCAAGUGUUUGAAACUGUGGUGUUUCAGAAAGGACUCUUACCUUUUACCCUUUUAAAUGUUAUAAUAUGAAACAAACAAAAAAGGUAACUUUUUGGAGUUUUUCCAAUCUCUAUCAAAUGUUCAAAGCUGUUGUUAAAAUGUCUGGUUAAGAAAUAUCUCUUUUUUGUACCUUAAAUUCCUGGGAGUUGUUUUGGUGACCUGCCUUUUCAUCCCUCUCUUCCUUUAUAAGGACUAGCAUAGCUUUUUAAAAGUAUCAUUUUAGAAAAAACAUUGGAGAAAUAAGCUUUUGAGUGACUGCUGUUAGCUGUCCAUCUCAUUCAUAACACACUGGAUAUGUGUAAAUAUUUUAGUUUUCGUCUCCAUCUCUUCUGACUGUUCAUCAUAGACUUAGGUCCUCCAUCUUGCCUUUCUCCUGUGAAAAUAUGGUCCCUGAUGGUGGGUUGUCAUGUUGCCUAGAAUGAAUGUUUACAAUUUUAUUCCAUUUAUUUCUGGAUGAUGUAAAUAUUGUAAUUCAUUGUCUUUUUUUUAACUUGUUAAUAAAGUUAUCAGAUAAUGUUA
Clupea harengus (Atlantic herring) is the source of this 10967-nucleotide messenger RNA. RefSeq names its product zinc finger protein 462 (gene znf462). Gene Ontology annotation, biological process: regulation of gene expression. The record is from RefSeq and is a predicted model, not a curated record. Gene Ontology annotation, cellular component: nucleus. Lineage: Eukaryota; Metazoa; Chordata; Actinopteri; Clupeiformes; Clupeidae.